Messenger RNA from Fusarium vanettenii 77-13-4, 1836 nucleotides. RefSeq lists its product as uncharacterized. The transcript is spliced from 3 exons. Lineage: Eukaryota; Fungi; Ascomycota; Sordariomycetes; Hypocreales; Nectriaceae. Bases 1 to 1836 code for a protein of 611 amino acids. Gene Ontology annotation, molecular function: phosphatidylinositol binding. The record is from RefSeq and is a predicted model, not a curated record.
AUGGCAGCAGCAGUUGAUCAUGAUGAUCAGGAUGAGGAAAGACUGAUGAUGUUUUCUCUGGCACAUCAGUGUCGCUGGUGGCUUCGAAAUUUCUCGCGUCACUUGGGUAACUCGGCGGCCUGGCAGCAGCAUCUCUCCACCAUCGACGAUUCACAAGGUCGUUUCUCUGUGUGGGCAAACAACAUAGGGGCACUUAGAGAUCCCAAGUCAUCGAGCUCUCUUGACUAUCGCCUGCGAGAUGGCGGUCCGAUGCGGAAUUCCAUUGCGGCCGGUGCACUCCCCAAUCGCACCGAUGAGGCGAGCGAGAUUUUUGAGAACGCUGAUGGAGACGAUGGAUUUCCAGUAACCACGGAGCUUGAUGAGCUCUUGUCGGGUAUCCAAUCCUCGGUCGAUCGGCUAUUCCGCCUUUCCAUGCUCAUUCGCCGCAAGCGUCCCCAAGGGCGAUUACCUACAGAGAUAGGAGCACAGGUUGUGGAUGCAACCAUGGAUAUUCGGCACAUCAAAGACAAGUUUCCGAAAGUGAGGGAGGCGGAAUGGCUGGCGGAGCGUCUGGGUACCGCUAUAGCCAAGCGAAGGGAAUUUCUCUGCUAUAGACAGCUGCACCGUCAGCGCCUGGCGGAGCAAAGCCAAUACCAGUCAGGAGAAGUAACGGCUGCAUCGAGGAGGGCACCAUCAACUAUCGCCACAACUUACGACGAAAGUUCUCUCGACAUUGACCAGGAGACUAUCAAGCCAGCUCACCUCAGCAUUAUUACCGGAGCCACAUCUUUCGCGACAGCGUUCGAGGCCGACGAGGAUGACAAUCUUCACGUACCGACCUUUACUCGUUUGAAGUUUCAUGGAACCCAAUUUCAGUAUGAUAGUGCUUUUGAGUGUCCAUUUUGUCGGACUAUACAGGUAGUAUCAUCUGAACUUAAUCAGAAUAGGAGGCACGUCUUUGCCGAUCUUCAACCUUAUAUCUGCACAUCUGAGAACUGCACCUUGGGCCCGUUCCCUUCUAGACACGAGUGGUUCAACCACGAGCUCGAGUCUCAUAGAAAGCAGUGGCACUGUACCAAGUGCCGCGAUAGCAGGUUCACAUCUACAUCUCGCCUUCGGGAACAUUUUGACUCCUCGCAUCGGGGAGCUUUCAACGACACUCAGUGGCCAUUUAUACUGAAGGCAUGCGAGCGCUCUUUGGGAACAUUUAAGCCUCAUUCAUGUCCUUUUUGCUUUUCGUGGGACCCGCCGGAGAACGAAGCAUACAACAUCCAAGAGUUUGGCCGCCAUCUCGGGUCUCAUCUCCAGCAGCUGGCUCUUACAGCUUUACCGAUCGCAAUAGAUGGCUUGGCUUUCCUCGAAGAGACUGUGGAAGAAGUGUAUGAAAUCAUCGAGCCAGGGGCGGUUUGGGGUCGAUACGUCCAGUAUGCAACUGUGCCCCUCAGCUCAUCAUCGGAGGUAAACCUCGGUCCGGACACCUAUUACUCGCUACAAGUGAUGUUCAACGACGGAGAAGCUUGGUGGUUACGCAGAACGAGCCGGGAACUUUACAAUCUCCACAUGAAGCUUCUGGAACUCUUUCCUCCUCAGGCUGGCAACAUCCGGGUUCCACCGACUUUCCCAUACAUGCCUGGUCUAGAAGUUCCUGGCAGCGUUCCUAACAUUGACACCUUAUACUCAAAUUCGAAACUACGGCGUGAUCCACUCGACCGUGAACUCGACGUAUACAUAAGGAACUUGAUCACGCGGCCGAUGCCCAUUUCUUGGUCGAACCUUGUGUUGGAGUUUUUUACCCCACGGUUGACAGAUGGGAAUAUCGAUAACCAAAUGCUAGUAGGUCAAUGGGCUCAGGAGUGA